This is a messenger RNA of Lotus japonicus, 577 nucleotides long. RefSeq names its product S-protein homolog 21-like. Lineage: Eukaryota; Viridiplantae; Streptophyta; Magnoliopsida; Fabales; Fabaceae. The record is from RefSeq and is a predicted model, not a curated record. The coding region runs from base 42 to 446 and encodes 134 amino acids. The transcript has a single exon.
AAGGAAAAUAUAAGAGGUGAGAUUAUUAGUAUCCUAGAAACAUGUUGAAGGUGUUGGUUACAGUUUUUUCUCUGUUGGUGAUUCUUGCAACAAACAUGUUGAUAGUACCUGUGCACGGCCGCCGCAAUACUGUGCGCAUUACAAAUGAUUUGAAGGGUAGUGGUUUCACUCAGCUCUUAGUCCAUUGCGGUUCAAAGGAUGAUGAUCUUGGCAUACAUUAUCUUCAAAGUGGACAGUCCUUUCAAUGGUCCUUUAAAGAUAACAUUUGGGGCACUACCUUGUUUUGGUGCCACUUGGGAUGGAACAGUGUGAGCCAGACUAUUACUGCUUAUAGGUACUCAGACGAUUCAUGUGGAUCGCAAUGCUGGCGAAGUAUUAGACCUGAUGGAGCUUACUUUUACUCGGCAGAACCCUUUAGGCGCUGGGACAAGAAAUACUCAUGGUGAAAGCUCUAAGCCAUUAGUAGUUUUCUAUCUAAUGGAAAAAUAAAAAUAAAAAUUAUUAAGCAUUACAAACUAUGUUUUAUUAAUAAAUGUAGCUCUUUAUCUGUUUUACUAAUUAAAUGAAAUUUUAUUUU